This is a messenger RNA of Rhopalosiphum padi (bird cherry-oat aphid), 478 nucleotides long. It is a transcript of the gene Tbca, whose product is annotated as tubulin-specific chaperone A. Gene Ontology annotation, cellular component: microtubule cytoskeleton; cytosol. Gene Ontology annotation, molecular function: beta-tubulin binding. Gene Ontology annotation, biological process: tubulin complex assembly; post-chaperonin tubulin folding pathway. The transcript is spliced from 3 exons. The coding region runs from base 149 to 478 and encodes 109 amino acids. Lineage: Eukaryota; Metazoa; Arthropoda; Insecta; Hemiptera; Aphididae. The record is from RefSeq and is a predicted model, not a curated record.
CAAACAAAUACUAAAAUACUUUUAACUUUAGUACUUGAUAAUAAUCAUGGUUAACGCGUUCAACGAUACUAUAUUACUGUGUAUCGCUACACAUCGCUGCCCCUGCAGCAGCAGCUAGAAUAUUCGUUUUGUAGUUUAAAGGAUAGUAAUGGCUGAUCCUCGUAUUAAGACUCUAAAGAUCAAAACUGGAGUAGUGAAAAGAUUAACAAAAGAGAAACUUAUGUAUAUACAAGAAACUGAACAACAACAGGAAAAGGUUCAGAAAUUGAAAGAGGCUGGAAUUGAUGAAAGUACAUUUAAAAAGCAAGAAGAAGUAUUAAGAGAGUCACAGAUGAUGAUACCGGAUACUCAAAGAAGAUUAAAAGCCGCUUUUGAAGAUUUGAAAAGUGUUGUAGCUGAUUGUGAAGAGCUUAAAGAAGAACCCGAUUAUAUAAACGCUCAAAAGUUUUUAGCUGAGGCUGAAAAAGAAAUUAAUUAA